AGCACGCGCGUUAUCAGUCGUAACCCACAGUUUCCUAAGUUCAGGUCUGCCUGCGCGUAACGGUGCAGCCCAGUAAAAUGUAUACUAACAAUACUCGGAUUCUUUUGUUGAAAAAGAGUCGUCGAUUCACAAAAUUGAAUAACAGCACAGGUUCAUUAUCCUUUGAUACCAGAAUUGAAUAGAAAUUUAUAUCAAUAAAAUUUGCAAAUAAAUUUAGUCGAAUUACCAUUAAUCGGACGUGACUAAACAGUGUUGAAAUUAUCGGUACUAUGGUGCUAUAAAAAUCAAACUAGGAGUGAAUUUAUUUGGAAACGUAAGGAAACAUUUUGGGAACAGUUUAAUUAUAAUAGUUUUUAAAGCAUUUCUGGUAAUCUCUCGGUGUAAGGACAGGACGUGACAAAAGGAUAAUCAAAUGCAAAGCCGUACCGCCAACUACCGGCCAAGCGAGCAGCGUCGUCGAUGGAGAGGGGCAAUAGUAGAUAGCAUAUUGCUCGUUACUGGCUCUAUGCAACCAUCCACGUUUGUCGUUCGCCGGAGUUUACGUACGGUGCAUCGACGGUUCCCGAGAGAAGGACCGAGCGAUCGGAACUCGGCAAUGCCACCUGAUUCACCGUGAGACCUGAUCAUGGGACUUUAUCGCGGUCGAGCGCGAGUAUCCACCGUCGAGCAGCGAGUUCGACGAAGUUACCGGAAGUUCUACCGAAACGGAAGUGGAUAGCGUUCUGUGGUGAACAGUUUUGCAUUUAAUCGAAAAAACAAGAUCGAAGGUUUGCAAUUAAAUAGAAGGAUAGACUGUUUGAAAGCGAAGAACGUGGGACGUCGCUGUCCAUAGUCAACGUUGUUUGCCACUGGGUGCUGCUAAACCGACGACUUAAGAUAAACGCUAAUUAGACUUGGUAUCAGCCAUAUGCCGUUUACGUGGUGCACUCGCUAAAUUUACUUCCAACAGGUGCGUCGACUGAAUGGUGAACGAUGAUUUCUUUGGCCCUUGGGGCCAGAUCGUCCUCAUCGUGGAGGUCGCGUCUGUCGCCCUCGUCGCCUUGCUGCUAAUCGCUUGUUUCUGCACCCCAGGAUGUCCCGGAUACGAAUACGUCAGAAAACGAAGGAGGGAGGUAAAAAGCGUGCCGUUACGUGUCAAGAGCAAACAGAAUGAAAACGUGAAGCUGAACGACGUCAGCUACAGAUCAUGGAGAUUGGGUAGCCUCUACGAAAACAGCAGCAAUGCUACGAUCAACGAGAACGUCGAAGUGAAUUCCUGGAAUUCCAGCAGUCCUCAGCUCGGUUUCGCCGACACCUCAUCGACGCUGAAUUUGGUGCAAAAAGAUAAAGUGAAGGAGAAGAAGCAGAAAGAAUUCCCAACGGAGUUGACGAUUAGUUUGCAGUAUCUACCACCCUGCGACGAGAUCACCGGGAAGCUUGCCAUUGGCAUCGAGGCGUUAUCCGGCCUUCCACCAAAGCAAUACAACUGCACCCUGGAGCCGUAUGUGGCACUGAACAUCGUGAAGCAGUCGUGGAGCCACAGGAAACGGCAGAAAUUGCACAGCUUCCGCACGAGAGGCGUCAGGCACACGGCGAGUCCCAUUUUCAAGGAGACGUUCGUCGUCGCAAACGUAAAGUCUCAGGAAGCUAAGGAUUGGAUUCUCAAUUUCGCGGCGUACGAUCACGACAGAUACGCAAACGAUACGGAAUUAUGCAAUUUGCAAGUAUCGUUGAAAGAAGUGAGACGCGUUCUGCAGAGUCCGGAAAUUCACAUGUUCAAUUUUGGAAUGUCGCCAUCGAAUGUGGAAUAUGGAAAAAUUUUAUUAGGAAUAAGUUACUUGCCCACAGCUCAGAGACUGACUAUAAACAUUAUGAGAGCGCGCGAUAUCAAGUUCAUGCCAACGGUACCGAGUUUACAAGAGUUUCAUCCUUACGUGAGGAUACUGAUGAUCCACGGGAGAACGGGGCAACGAAUGAAAAAGAAAAAAACGAAACACGUCGCAGGUAGUUUGCAGCCGGAGUUCAAUGAAACCUUGACGUUCGACGUAUCCUACAAUCAACUAGACAUCACGCAAUUUCUCGUGGUGCUCUGCAGCAAAGCUACACCUAUCGAAAUGAGUACCAUCGAACAUCCGAGCGACAGCGAGGAUUCGGUAACGUCGGUUCAGAGGUCGAGAGACUCUUACAUCGGUAAAGUCGCGCUUGGAAAAGGAGUGAGAGGCUCCACUGAGAGACUACACUGGUUUUCCGUACUCCAGAAUCCCAGGAAGCUCGUUACCGUCUGGCACGUGUUAAAAUAAUUAUCGAAACUUUAUCACGCUUUCAGCGUUGUCCGAGGGGCAGUUAAGGGAACUGCAAAUAGUGAAAAAAUGAACGUUAUUGCUCAUGUACGCUCGGUAACGACUAUUCCGCAGGCUGUAAUGUUCUACGACGUGCUAUUAGCGUUUUCAGUGUAUUAGAUGUUUCCACUCGAUUAAAGACAAUUAUGUUUACGAUAAUAGUACAAUAGCCGUGCAGUGCCAUAAGAUAGACAAGUGGAACUUCCGUGAGGAUCGUUUACAGGGUCAAUUCCAAUGUACCUGAAUCUAGAAUCUCUUUUUCUAAAACAUGCUUCUUAAGCGCAGCUUAUAUUGAGCAAUAACGUUUGAUGAUAAAAGAUUACAACCAAAGAUUGUGAAUAUCGUGUUGAAUGUUAUUUAAAAUAUGUACUGAAAUAAAUAUAUUUACGUUCCUAACUGUUACAA
Molecule: messenger RNA, 2723 nt
Organism: Ceratina calcarata
Lineage: Eukaryota; Metazoa; Arthropoda; Insecta; Hymenoptera; Apidae
Gene: Syt20
Product: synaptotagmin 20
Exons: 10
Coding region: 963-2279 (438 amino acids)
Source: RefSeq, a predicted model, not a curated record